AUGACACCUGUUUCAUUAUUCAACGAAAGUCGUACAAUUACAGUCUCCACAUACUGUGGUUGUAUUGCUGUCAGUUUCACACUCUUUGCAGUUCAUUUUAUUUAUCGUUACUGGGCAGUUUGUCAGCCAAAGAAGCUCAAGUUUUUCAAGGGUUCCAACUUCGGAUUAUGGUUACUUGGAGUUUUUUGUGUUGCUGUUAGCUGGGGCGCAUUUUCCUUUUUCUGUUUCCCAGGUAGCCUCAGGGCCCAAAAAAGCUUUCAGUUAGUUCAAGGUGCGUAG
Caenorhabditis briggsae is the source of this 279-nucleotide messenger RNA. The transcript is spliced from 2 exons. The record is from RefSeq and is a predicted model, not a curated record. Lineage: Eukaryota; Metazoa; Nematoda; Chromadorea; Rhabditida; Rhabditidae. The coding region runs from base 1 to 279 and encodes 92 amino acids.